This is a messenger RNA of Lipotes vexillifer (Yangtze River dolphin), 1806 nucleotides long. It is a transcript of the gene IRGQ, whose product is annotated as immunity related GTPase Q. Lineage: Eukaryota; Metazoa; Chordata; Mammalia; Artiodactyla; Lipotidae. Gene Ontology annotation, molecular function: GTP binding. The record is from RefSeq and is a predicted model, not a curated record.
AUGCCUCCGCCGCGGGGUGACGUGACCGUCUUAUUCCUGGGGCCUCCGGGCUCGGGAAAGUCUGCUGUGAUCGCAGCGCUGUGCGACAAGGAUGUGGAGACGGUAGAGAUCCCCGACGGACGGCCGGAUUCCGGGCUCCCCAGCCUGAGAGCUGCAGGCCCAGGCCUCUUCCUGGGCGAGCUGAGCUGCCCACCCGCAGCGCCGGGUCCCUGGGCGGCGGAAGCCAACGUGCUGGUAUUGGUGCUGCCCGGCCCCGAGGGGAAUGAGGAACCCUUGGCCCCAGCACUGGGGGAGGCAGCGCGGGCCGCCCUGGCCCGAGGGACACCCCUGCUGGCUGUGCGGAACCUCCGUCCCGAGGAGUCACAGCAUGUAGCCCAGGCCCGGGAUCAGACCGCAGCCCGGCUGGACAGCGCCGGGUUGGGCGCCGCAGCUCUCUUUGUGCUACAGACCGACUGCCGCAGCAGCGACGGCUGCGAGGAGCUGGAGCGCCUGCGGGCGGCGCUGCGGAGCCAGGCGGAGGCGCUGCAGAGGCUCCUGCCACCGGCUCAGGAUGGCUUCGAGGUGCUGGGCGCUGCAGAGUUGGAGGCUGUGCGCGAGGCCUUCGAGACGGGUGGCCUGGAGGCGGCGCUGUCAUGGGUUCGGGCCGGCCUGGAGCGACUAGGCAGCGCACGCCUGGACCUGGCCGUGGCCGGUAGGGCUGACGUGAGCCUUGUGCUGAACAUGCUACUCGGGUUAGAUCCUGACGACCCAGGUGCGGUGCCUGCUUCGGUGCCCGCGGAGCCCAUGCCCUACCCGGCCCCAGAGCGCCCCAACGUGGUGCUCUGGACCGUGCCUCUGGGCUCCUCGGGCACUGCUGCUGCCCCCCACCCAACCCACUACUACGCUCUCAUCCUUGUCACCCCUGGGGCCCCCACUGAGAAGGACUGGGCCCAAGUCCGGCCCUUGGUGCUACCAGAUACGCCGCUGGUCUGCGUGCGAACAGACGGCGAGGGCGAGGAUCCGGAGUCCCUGGACGAAGAGGAAAAGAGCGGCAAGAGCUUAGAGAACGCAGGCGGAGGGGGGUUUGAGAAUGCACGCAGUGAGGGAAGGGAGAAACGUGGCCCUGGAUCGCAGAAAGCAGGCAGUGGGGAAGGUUCAGAGGACGCAGGCAGCGAGAGUUUGCAGCCUGUUGGCGUCGGCGUGAAGAAACCGGGCAGCGGGGACUCAGAGCGCGCGGCCGCACUGAGCCCGGAAGACGAGACGUGGGAGGUGCUGGAGGAGGCGCCGCCGCCGGUCUUCCCGCUGCGGCCGGGCGGCCUCCCGGGUCUGUGCGAGUGGCUGCGGCGUGCGCUACCCCCGGCCCAGGCCGGGGCGCUGCUUCUGGCUCUGCCACCCGCGUCUCCCCGCGCGGCCCGGACCAAGGCUGCGGCGCUGCGGGCCGGGGCGUGGCGGCCGGCCCUGUUGGCUAGCCUGGCGGCGGCGGCGGCCCCGGUACCGGGGCUGGGCUGGGCCUGCGACGUGGCGCUCCUGCGAGGUCAGCUGGCCGAGUGGCGGCGGUCGCUGGGGCUCGAACCCGCGGCGCUGGCACGACGCGAGCGCGCGCUGGGCCUGGCGCCGGGGGAGCUGGCCGAGCGGACACGCUUCCCGGGUCCGGUGACGCGCGCCGAAGUGGAAGCGAGGCUGGGCUCGUGGGCGGGCGAGGGCACCGCCGGGGGCGCGGCGGGGGGCCUGGGCUACCGCGCGGCGCACGGCGUCCUGCUGCAGGCGCUCGACGAGAUGCGGACCGACGCCGAAGCAGUGCUGGCACCGCAGGUGCCCGCACAGUGA